This is a messenger RNA of Aureobasidium namibiae CBS 147.97, 951 nucleotides long. RefSeq lists its product as uncharacterized. NCBI's taxonomy places the organism in Eukaryota, Fungi, Ascomycota, Dothideomycetes, Dothideales, Saccotheciaceae. The coding region runs from base 1 to 951 and encodes 316 amino acids. The record is from RefSeq and is a predicted model, not a curated record. The transcript is spliced from 2 exons.
AUGAAAUGUGAUGGCCUGGCUAGGAGAGCUAUCAUUUUUGUCACAUUCAUUAUCUCGACAACUAUUCUUUACGGCUUUACCACCAGGUUCUUGUUCACAGCUCCAAACUACUAUGAUGUGAGCAUCGAUCCUGAAGGAGGAAGCUACUAUGACUACGGAUCAAAGGUCGCUGCUGCUGUCUGGAAGGGCGCUGGCCAAUGGAUUGGAAUGAUUGCAUCCGAUUCGACCAACGUCACUGUUAUCUCAGCAACAGCCAGCGAAGAUGCAAUUGACAAGUUGCAAGAUUCCCACGGACUGGAAUUGAACACGACAGUGAGCGAUGGACUGGGCCUGGAAUCGACUCUCGCAGCUAUAGAAUACGACAUCGGAGCUCUGCUCAAACAGAAGCGUCAUCGGUCACCGAUACAAGCGCUCUGUGGUCCGAAAUUUCUCGAUGCAGGCACCGCAAGCCCUCGGUUUUUGGCCACAAUGACCAGGCACAUAACGCCUCGCCUCCAGCACAGCAUAUACAUGCAACCGGUCACGACCACAGAGCCUCUGAUCCCGCUCUGGAGAAAGCUGUGCCAUGUCGUCAAGCAUCGUCUAGCCUCAGCUUUCGGCAAAUCAAGCCAAAGCGACACGAAACGACCGAGACAACAUCACUUCAACCACAUCCCAUUGCACAUCAAAGGUCAGGAUCGCUCCAUCCAACAAUCGAAUAUGCUGGCAAUCGAGAGCAAACUAUACCUGCCACCUCCCAACCAGCUCUCUCAAGCACCACACCACAAACCCGAUCCGGCUUCUUCCGCCAAAACUCCCUCAAACCUCCGAACCACCUCCUUCUCAUCCAACCUAUACAUACUCCAAUCAUUCCUUCACCCUCAACCAGAAAAGAAAAGCUGUGUUGGUGUAGUGGCUAUCACAUCCCGAGUCUUUCGGCCACGUGUACUUGUUACCGUGGAGUUAGAGUGA